CCUCGCCCCGCCCCGUCAUUGUCCCAAUCGGUCUCCUUUUCUCUUUCGUCCUAAAAGCUUGGAGAGCCGCUGGCUUCUCCCAGUGCCCCGCGUCUCUCCACCUUCGGUGGGUCAGACGAGCAAGAUGGAGGGCUGCCUGGGGGAGGAAUCUUUUCAGAUGUGGGAGCUCAACAGGCGCCUAGAGGCCUACCUGGCCCGGGUCAAGGCGCUAGAGGAGCAGAAUGAGCUGCUCAGCGCGGAGCUCGGGGGGCUCCGAGCACAGUCCGGGGACACGUCCUGGCGUGCCCGUGCAGACGACGAGCUGGCAGCCCUGCGAGCCCUCGUCGACCAGCGCUGGCGGGAGAAGCACGCGGCCGAGGUGGCGCGCGACAACCUGGCGGAAGAGGUGGAGGGCGUGGCCGGCCGAUGCCAGCAGCAGCGGCUGGCCCGGGAGCGGAUGGCGGAGGAGGUGGCCCGCAGCCGGCGCGCGGUUGAGGCCGAGAAAUGCGCCCAGGCCUGGCUGAGCACCCAGGCGGUGGAGCUGGAGCGCGAGCUGGAGGCUCUGCGUGCGGCGCACGAGGAGGAGCGCGCCGGCCUGAAUGCGCAGGCUGCCUGUGCGCCCCGCUGCCCCGCACCGCCCCGCGGGCCCCCCGCCCCGGCCCCCGAGGUAGAGGAGCUGGCGCGGCGGCUGGGCGAGGCGUGGCGCGGGGCAGUGCGCGGCUACCAGGAGCGCGUGGCGCAAAUGGAGACGUCGCUGGGCCAGGCCCGCGAGCGUCUGGGCCGUGCGGUGCAGGGCGCCCGCGAGGGUCGUCUGGAGCUGCAGCAGCUCCAGGCGGAGCGCGGUGGCCUCCAGGAGCGCAGGGUAGCACUGGAGCAGAGGUUGGAGGACCGCUGGCAGGAGCGGCUGCAGGCCACUGAAAAGUUUCAGCUGGCCGUGGAGGCCCUGGAGCAGGAGAAACAGGGCCUGCAGAGCCAGAUCGCCCAGGUCCUGGAAGGUCGGCAGCAGUUGGCACACCUCAAAAUGUCCCUCAGCCUAGAGGUGGCCACAUACAGGACCCUUCUAGAGGCUGAGAACUCCCGGCUGCAGACACCUGGCAGCGGUUGCAAGGCUGCCCUCAGCUUGCAGGACCCGAAGCUGGAGCUACAUUUCCCUGGGACCCCAGAGGGCCGGCGCCUGGGACCUUUGCUCUCUGUCCUGAGCCCGACUCCCCUCUCCUCAUCCUUGCCUGAUACCCUUGAGACACCUGUGCCAGCCUUUCUGAAGAGACAGGAAUUCCUCCAGGCCCGUACCCCCACCUUGGCCAGCACCCCCAUCCCACCCACACCUCAGCCUCCCCGCUCUGCUACAGCUGCAGAGAUCAGAGCCCAGGAUGCCCCUGUCUCCCUGCUCCAGCCACAGGCUGAGAGGCAACAGGCUCCAGAGGCCAUGUGGGCUGAAGCCAAGGUGGCUAUCCCUGCCAGCAUCCUGCCAGGACCAGAGGAGCCUGGGGGCAAGCUGCAAGAGGCUGGUACAGGCCAGAUCCCUGAGGAUCAUGCCUCCUUGGCCCCACCCCUCAGCCCUGACCACCCCAGUUUAGAGGCCAAAGAUGGAGAACCCAGUGGGUCUAGAGUGUCCAGCAGAUUCCAGGAGGAAGGUGAAGGGCAAAUCUGGGGGCUGGCAGAGAAAGAAACAGCCAUAGAGGUCAAAGGGGUGAGCAGCUUGCAGCAGGAAACACAGCAAGAAGAAGGGGAUCUGGACAUGAAGGAAAUCCAGGACUCCCAGGGUCCUUUGGAGAAAGAAACAGUGAAGUGUCUGGAAGAGGAGAUUCCAGAGCCAUUGAUAUCUCUGGGAAAACAGAGCCAUGAGACACUGAGCUCUCUAAAGAAAGAGAAUCAAGAAUCUCUGAGAUCUUUAGAAGAAGAGAACUUAGAAACAUUAAAAAGUCUAGAAAAGGAGAAUCAAGAGCCAUCAAAGUCUUUAGAAGAAAAGGACAUGGAGGUAGUGAGACCUUUGGAAAAAGAGACCCUAGAACUACUUACGCCUAUAGGAAAAGACACACAGACAUUGCAAUCUCUAGAAAAGGAGAAUCAAGAACUAAUGAGAUCUCUUGAAGAUAAUCUAGGGACAUUUUUGUAUCCAGGAGAGGAAAAUCAAGAAUUAGUGAGGUCUCUAGAAGAGGAGAACUUCGAGUCAUUGAGAGGUCUAGAAAAAGAGAAUCAAGAGCCACUGAGAUCUCAAGAAGUAGAGAACCAAGAGAAAUCAAGACCUCUGGCAAAAGAGAAUCAAGAGCUACCAAGGUCUCUAGGAGAAGAGGAUCAGGAGACAUCAAGACUUCUGGAAAAAGAGCAUCCUGAGUCCCCGAGGUCUCUAGAAGAUGAGAAUCAAGAGACCUUGAGACCUCUAGAAAAAGAGAACCAGGAGCCACUGACAUCUCUAGAAGAUGAGACCCAGGAGACAAUGAGACCUCUAGAAAAAGAGCACCAAGAGCUACUGAGGUCUCUAGAAGAAGAAGACCAAGAGACAAUGAGACCUCUAGAAAAAGAGAACCAGGAGCCACUGACAUCUCUAGAAGAUGAGACCCAGGAGACAAUGAGACCUCUAGAAAAAGAGAACCAGGAGCCACUGAGGUCUCUAGAAGAUGAGAAUCAUGAGACCUUGAGACCUCUAGAAAAAGACAACCAGGAGCCACUGAAGUCUCUAGAAGAUGAGACCCAGGAGACAAUCAGACCUCUAGAAAAAGAGAACCAGGAGUCACUGAGGUCUCUAGAAGAUGAGACCCAGGAGACAAUCAGACCUCUAGAAAAAGAGAACCAAGAGCCACUGAGGUCUCUAGAAGAAGAAGACCAAGAGACAGUGAGACCUCUAGAAAAAGAGAACAAGGAUCCACUGAGGUCUCUAGAAGAUGAGAACCAGAUGACAUUGAGACCUCUAGAAAAAGUGAAACCAGAGCCACUGAAGUCUCUUGGAAAAGACCAGGAGAUAUUUAGACCUGUUGAAAAAGAGGAUCAAGAGUUAUUGGGGUCCCUAAAAGAAGGGAGUGUAGAGGCAGUGAGAUCUUUAGAAACAGAGAAUCUAGAACCACUAAAAUCUACAGGACAAGAUCUGGAAAUGCUGAAAUCUCUAGAAACCCAAGAGCCACUGUGGUCUCUAGAAGAAAUGAAUCAGGGGACAAUGAAACCUCUAGAAAAGGAAACUCAAGAACCACUAGAGUCUGUGGAAGAAAACCAAGAGACAUUGAGACCCCUAGAAAAGGAAAAUCAAGAAUCACUGAGAUCUCUGGGAGAAUGUAACCUAGAGGAUUUGAGAUCUCCAGAAGAGGUAGACAAGGAAAGUCAAAGGUACCUGGAAGAGGAAGAGAAUGUGGAGAAGGGAGAGAAUCAGGAGUCCUUGACGUCUGUGGAAGAGGAGGGACAGGAGCUGCCACUGUCUGCAAAUUGGCAGGAGUGGGAAGAUAUGGUGGCGGGGGACCAAGAACUGGAUCAGGAAACGCCCCCUGGGAGGGCUGGAGUGGACAGUGAGGAUGAGGCAGAGCUAGACCUGAGGGAGCAGGGUGGCUUGGCUGGGAAGGAAGAGUCUGCAGAGCAGGGAGAGCUGCAGCUGACUGCCACAGGGGAGGGGCACCCAGGGAGCCCUGAGCCCAAAGAGCAGAGGGUCCCAGCUGAGGGAGCUGGCAGGGAGGGAGGCACUGAGGGCCUCCAAGACCCUGAAGGGCAGCCAGAGCAGGUGGGGGCCCCAGGCCUCGGAGCUCCCUGGGGAAUGUCAGAGGUGAUAGAGCCAGUGGUGAAAGAUGAGGAUGAGGCCCCAAGGGAUGGCCGAGCCUCCCCAGAGGUCACCUUGGGGUUAGAGACAGCCUUGGGUGAGUCUGCUGUGGGAACCGAGCGGGGACUGGGGCAGGAGACGGUAGAGCUGGAGGACCCAGGCCACCUGGCUAUAGAGGAGGUGAUGGAGCCACUCCUGGGCAAGGAAGGUUUGGAAGCAAAGAGGGUGCAGGGCUUGGAAGGGCCUGGAAAGGACCUAGAGGAGGCAGCUAUUCUGGAGCCAGAGCUCUCCACACUGCCCAAGAAGAGCAGAGACCCCCUGGAGCCUUCCAGUUGCUGGGAGGAGUCAGAGCCUGAGGCCCCCUGGGAAGCAGAACAGGUGUUCCCUGCUGAGAACUUGUGCCAUGAUGGAAGUGAUACUCCUCAACCCAGGCCCCUGGGGUCAGAGGAAGCAGUGGAGGAUGCAAAAUUAGUGCUGGGGCCCCCCAGCCCCAGGCCCAUUGAGCCCUGGUCACCCACCCCAAUCCCUGAAGAUGCCCCUGGACCCCAGCCCCUGGCUGAGGGGAGCCAGGAGGCUAGCUGGGAGCUGGAGGGCAGGGCUGAGGCCCUGGGGAAGGUAGAGAGUGAGCAAGAGGAGUUGGGUUCUGGGGGGAUCCCCGAGGGCCUCCAGGAGGAGGGGGAGGAGAGCAGAGAAGAGAGUGAGGCUGACGAGCUGGGGGAGACUCUUCCCGACUCUACACCCCUGGGCCUCUACCUCAGGUCCCCUGCUUCCCCCAAGUGGGACCUGGCUGGGGAGAAGAGGCCCUCCCCUCAAGGGGAGACGAGAAAGGAAGGCUGGGAUCCUGCUGUCCUGGCCUCUGAGGGCCGUGGGGCCCACCCCUUGGAGGAGGGGGAGGGACAUGAGGAGGAAGAAUGUGGCCAGGACUCGGACUUGUCGGAGGAAUUUGAGGAUCUGGGGACUGAGGCUUCUCUCCUUCCUGGGGUCCCUGGGGAGGCAGGGGAACCUCUGGGCCAGGUGCCCCAGCUGCUCCUGGAGCCUGCAGCCUGGGAUCGGGAUGGGGAGUCGGAUGGGUUUGCAGAUGAGGAAGAGAGUGGGGAGGAGGGAGAGGAAGAAGACAAAGAGGAAGAGGAGGGGAGGGAGCCAGGGGCUGGGCAGUGGGGCCCAGGGUCCUCUGUUGGCAGCCUCCCGGCCCUGAGUAGCCCUCAGAGAGGGAACCUCCUGGAGUCUGAGACCAUGGAUGUCAGUGUCCCCUGGGAUGAUGGCUUGAGGGGCGUAGCAGCCGAUGCCCCUAUGCCUGCCCUGGGAACUGAGUCCCAGGACAGCACUGAGCCCUCAGCCUCAGAGGAGGAGUCUAACCCUGCUCCCUUGGAGAGGGAGGACCAAGUCCCUGGUCCUCUGGAGACCCUCAGUGGAGUGGAGGACACAGGCCCGGGGGUAGGGGACAUGCUUGAUGUCAAUGGCCAGGGCCCCAGCUUGAAGGAGGAGUUGGAGCAUGUGAAUGGGGGUGUGGUGAACGGGCUGGAGCAGUCUGAGGGAGUAGGGCAGGGGAAACUGGGGGCCCCUGAGGGGGACCGAGGGAGCCCCCUGGAGGAGGAGGAGGGGGGCGCCCUGAAGACCCCUCGGGCAGGGGCUCCUCUUCAACUGGGCCCGGGCCAGUUCCUGAAGUUCAGCCAGAGGGAAGGAGAUGGAGAUUCCUGGUCCUCAGGGGAGGACUAGAGAAAGAGCACCUUUCCUGCACUGAGGAUGUGGGGGGAGAAAUGUCCCUAAGGCCCCUCCCUGCCCAGGGACAGCACCCUUAACUUGUGAUCUCUUGAUCUGUGGUUUCUGUCCGGGAGGCCUGGCUGGCCAAGGUGAAAUGGGAUGUGGCAGAGGGACCCGUUCCAAGCAUGGAGGCUCCAGGAAUGAAAACCAGCCCCUCAGACCCUGCAGAGGGGGACAUCCUGCCCACACUGCCCCAUCAGGCUCAAGCCAGCUGAGUCUCUAUGGACAAGGCUCCCUUUCCCACACCCCCUUUCUCCCCAUCCCGUCAGCUCCUCCAAGGGGAGAGGGCUCACCAGCCCUGCCCCUCCUCACUGCGCCCUCCUGGGAUGUCUGCCCACCGGGUGAGGGUGAGGGGUGCUCCUAUGUCCUGACCCCCCGCAUUCCUGCCAUGCUGUGGCCCUGCCUGGCUCGUCCCUGCCUCAAUAAAGUAAAGCCUCUGCCUAUGAAGUCUGGAUUCUUCUUUCCCCGGUUCAG
Molecule: messenger RNA, 5953 nt
Organism: Diceros bicornis minor
Lineage: Eukaryota; Metazoa; Chordata; Mammalia; Perissodactyla; Rhinocerotidae
Gene: NES
Product: nestin
Exons: 4
Coding region: 125-5434 (1769 amino acids)
Biological process (GO): positive regulation of intermediate filament depolymerization
Cellular component (GO): intermediate filament
Molecular function (GO): intermediate filament binding; CCR5 chemokine receptor binding
Source: RefSeq, a predicted model, not a curated record